UAUCUACCACUUACCCUCUUGAUAUUCUGGUUGCUGUCCUUCGUUUAUCAGCAUUCUGCCUUUCCCUUGCGGCUUUAAUCUCCCUCAAUCGGUCGUUCUAAUAUUGUGAUAUAUUCUUGACUUACAUUAAUACCAUUGAUUAUUGCUACCAGCAGGACACCUCUGUUAUCUAUAUCCUAUAUGAGCUAUUGGUCUCUUCCAGGACCUGUAUAGUAUUACUAGAACAUAUCUCGUAUAUUUCGCAAGAGACGAAACAUGGAUUCGCCUCAAUAUCAGGAGCUUGGACUUGUGUCUCAGGAGCAACAGCCGACCGAUCACGAAAACGUGCGAGCGACUUGGAAAUUCCUGGCGGGCUUAUCGUCGAACUUGAUGCUGGUGGGGUUUCUCGUCAUGCCUCUAGCAUUUGAAGACGCCAAGGAUGAUUCUCGUGGAGACAAGACAGGCACAGCUGUAGCAGCAUUGGCAUUAAUCGGAAAUGCAUACCUUCUGUCGCUCAUCUUAAUCGGCGCCCAGUAUCGUAAGCGUACAUACUUGAUUCAUUCUGUCUUCCUACCUUGUCUAUUCUCCAACCUCCUCGGGCUGUUGAAUGUCGUUCUUCAUAUUUUCUGUCGAAAGUUACUCCCCAUCGGCCGAUUGGCAACAGUGGGCAUGGUUCUUGCCUCUAUAUUCGCAGUCGUCUACGCGUUAUGCGCAUUAUGGGCAUAUGGAAGAGGCAUCGCCGAUGAUACUCGAGUCGACGAGUCCGACCGUACAAUGAUCCCUUUGACGGAAGAGGAGAUGCAGCGACAACAGCUCCUCCGGCUUCUCCAAGAAAAUCAAGAUAAAAAGCGAUCGAGCUCCAAGGUUAUGCAAAAGACUUUCAGGGUUAAAGUUCCGGAACACAUCAAUCCCGGGAAAGGAUGGGAUUCUUUCAUGCCUCCUCCUCGCGAGAACAAUUAUUAUAGCUGAGUUGGUCAACCUACGUGCAUAUAAAUGAAGCGAGGUGAUGGGGUAAUAUACUCCGAAAUAUCCAGGCUCUUCCUUGACUGGUCAGCGGAUCGUGUUCAUCACUACCAAGCGCAUACCAGGUUUCACAUCUC
Messenger RNA from Aspergillus pseudonomiae, 1079 nucleotides. RefSeq lists its product as uncharacterized. The record is from RefSeq and is a predicted model, not a curated record. The transcript is spliced from 3 exons. The coding region runs from base 256 to 948 and encodes 230 amino acids. NCBI's taxonomy places the organism in Eukaryota, Fungi, Ascomycota, Eurotiomycetes, Eurotiales, Aspergillaceae.